Molecule: messenger RNA, 2236 nt
Organism: Bicyclus anynana (squinting bush brown)
Lineage: Eukaryota; Metazoa; Arthropoda; Insecta; Lepidoptera; Nymphalidae
Gene: Ser-4
Product: 5-hydroxytryptamine receptor
Exons: 5
Coding region: 385-1722 (445 amino acids)
Biological process (GO): adenylate cyclase-activating adrenergic receptor signaling pathway
Cellular component (GO): membrane
Molecular function (GO): G protein-coupled receptor activity
Source: RefSeq, a predicted model, not a curated record
CGCGCGCGAAGGUCGUCAGCGCUGCCACGGCCGCCCGCCCGUCUGUCGUAAACAAAACACUAACGGUCGACGGACCCGCGACUCGUGUGACUGCCUCGGGAGUGCCAUGCCAUGGUCUGUCAGUCGAAUUGUAUGUGAUAUGAACAGUUCGCGUCGUGCAGGCUACGAGGGGUAAACGGCCGCCGGCCGCCCACGGACUAUAGUAGUGCUCGUAGUAAACGCAUACCAGUUACAAGCAGAUGCACCACAUUUUCCCGCCUAAUAGAAAUCUUGCGUCAGCAACUGAGGUUCAAGAGUAAAUCCAAAAUGAUGGACGGACCACUUAGUAGUUUCUUACAGAAAUAUGACACAGAAAUUGGUGGAGGGGUGUGGCGGUGAGAGAUCAUGGAGGGCGCGGACGGGAGCGACGAUCUGUUGGACUGGGAGGCUCUAUACCAGUUCCAAGUGCGGAACACCACGUGGAACUCAACGGAAUGGGCGCCCAGUGCAUGGAACUCCACGACAACGCACGACACCUGGUGGAAUUCGUCCGCGCCCUUCGAUUCGCCCGCCGCCCUCAUACGUGCCGCAGCCAAGGCAGUGCUCCUGGGAUUACUCAUUUUGGCAACAGUUAUUGGUAACGUGUUCGUAAUAGCAGCCAUAUUGCUUGAGAGGCAUUUACGCAGCGCUGCGAACCAGUUGAUCCUAUCGCUGGCGGUAGCUGAUCUCCUGGUGGCCUGCCUGGUGAUGCCCCUCGGAGCGGUGUACGAGGUGGCCCAGCGCUGGACGUUGGGCCCCGAGCUGUGCGACAUGUGGACCUCGGGCGACGUGCUGUGCUGUACCGCCUCCAUCCUGCAUCUGGUUGCCAUUGCACUUGAUAGGUAUUGGGCUGUGACAAAUAUUGAUUACAUCCACGCGCGCACUGCACGUCGUGUUGGAUACAUGAUCGCGUGCGUUUGGGUCGCGAGCUUCCUUGUCUGUAUAGCGCCACUGUUGGGGUGGAAAGAUCCCGACUGGCACCGACGCAUCUCCGAGGAUCUCCGCUGCGUCGUCAGCCAAGACGUGGGCUACCAAAUAUUCGCAACCGCAUCAUCCUUCUACGUACCUGUGCUAGUGAUUCUAAUACUAUACUGGCGGAUAUACCAGACGGCUAGAAAAAGAAUAAGGAGGCGACAGGGAACGACGACUAGAGGAGUGGGACCACCGCCCGUUCCGGCGGGCGGAGCUUUAGUCGCGGCUGGUGGCAGUGGUGGGAUCGCCGCCGCUGUGGUCGCGGUCAUCGGUCGGCCGCUGCCCACCAUAUCCGAGACGACCACGACGGGCAUCACUAACGUGUCGUCAAACAACACGAGCCCAGAGAAGCAGUCCUGCGCCAACGGUUUAGAAACUGACCCGCCAACGACGGGUUAUGGAGCGGUCGCCGCCGCUUACUACCCGACGCUGGUUCGUCGCAAACCCAAAGAGGCGGCCGACUCCAAGAGAGAACGCAAAGCAGCGAAGACAUUAGCAAUAAUAACCGGCGCGUUUGUCGCGUGCUGGCUCCCUUUUUUCGUAUUAGCUAUUUUAGUGCCGACGUGCAACUGCGAAGUGAGUCCAGUGCUCACGUCGCUGUCGCUGUGGCUGGGCUACUUCAACUCGACGCUGAACCCUGUGAUAUACACGGUGUUCAGCCCGGAGUUCCGCCACGCGUUCCAGCGGCUGCUGUGCGGGCGCCGCGCUCGCCGCCGCCGCGCACCCCCCUAGUCCUGCUAGCGCCCUAGUGCCCUAGUGCGCUAGUGCCCUAGUGCCCUAAUGCCCUAGUGCUCUAGUGCUCUAGUGGUCUUGUGCCCUAGUCCCGCUCUGAGAAUCUCGCGAGCCUUCACCCCGAACCCGACUGACCUCAUCUAGCUCGAUACCAUACCACUUUAUCUUGUUACAUUUUCAGAGAUAUAUUUACACUCCCUUGUUUUUUUGUACGUGAUAAAUAUGAAUACGAAUAAGAGUAAUAAGAUAUCUAGUUUAUAUUCAAUAAAUUUUAAGUACUUAUAGGUUAAAUACAACUUUUUUUAAAAUAAGUCAUGUGUAAAUUUUUUGUAAAUUAAGUUUAAUAAGUAAAUCAAUCUAAACUUAGAUACAAUAGAACUUACUGUGAUCAAUGAGUGUAGUCGUGAACAUAAGGUAGGUACUAAAUAUGUAUAGGAAUUUGAAAUAUCAUUAAAUAACUUAUGAAGACGUGUUUCAGUUACCUAUAGUAUCUUAUAUUUUUUGUUUUGAAAUA